AUGAAACUUCAACUAAUUUAAAUUAAUAAGUGUUCUUUUGUUAUUGAAAUGAUUAUAGUUUUUCUUUUUUUGAAACUAAGUUAUCCUUUAGUUAUUGAUUUAUUAAGAGUCUAUUAUAAAAAAUACAAAACCUUGCUCCUAAAUAAUUUAUACGAAGCAUUGAAAAUAAUAAAUUGCCAUUUAAGUCUAACUCUUUAUGUAAAUAAAAAAUUAAAUUAAAUGAAGUAACUAGAAUAAAAAUUAAAAACAAAUUUAAUUGAAUAUUUAUUUUAAAUAUCAAAAUUUUAAUUAGAAUCAUAAAAUCACUAAUAUUAUUAUUAUCAAGAUCUCUCGUGA
Paramecium pentaurelia is the source of this 336-nucleotide messenger RNA. The record is from the annotation of a GenBank genome assembly. Lineage: Eukaryota; Ciliophora; Oligohymenophorea; Peniculida; Parameciidae.